Molecule: messenger RNA, 3437 nt
Organism: Spodoptera frugiperda (fall armyworm)
Lineage: Eukaryota; Metazoa; Arthropoda; Insecta; Lepidoptera; Noctuidae
Product: phosphoribosyl pyrophosphate synthase-associated protein 2
Exons: 7
Coding region: 204-1331 (375 amino acids)
Biological process (GO): purine nucleotide biosynthetic process; 5-phosphoribose 1-diphosphate biosynthetic process
Cellular component (GO): ribose phosphate diphosphokinase complex; cytoplasm
Molecular function (GO): magnesium ion binding; ribose phosphate diphosphokinase activity
Source: RefSeq, a predicted model, not a curated record
AUAGUCUAUGGUAUGGUCUCGGUCGGCGAUGAUUUCGUUUCGUAUUCCGUAAUUUUGCUAUUAUUUCAACUCGUAACACAUUAUAUACAUUUCUAACGUAUGUUUUCAGCCGUGUGAUUUCUAAAGUAACGUUGUUGUUAUUUUAAUUUGAAGUUAUAAUUUGUAUUCUGCGGUAUUACAUACAAAAUUGCCUUCAGGUUAUUAUGUUACUCAACAAAACCAGGCUGGUGGGUUUCACAAAUAAAUCUCGCAAGAGCAAUAUGGAGGGUAACUCCACGUCAGACAUUGUGAUCAUAAGCGGCAACUCACACCCUGAACUAGCGGAAUUAAUUGCUAAUCGCCUUGGUGUGAGAAAGGGAGGAUGCUCAGUGUAUCACAAAACAAACAGGGAAACUAUUGUUGAAAUUGCUGAUUCCAUUCGUGGAAAAAAUAUUUACAUUGUCCAGACUGGCACUAAAGAUGUAAACAACAACAUAAUGGAGUUAUUGAUAAUGGCGUACGCUUGUAAGACUUCCUCUGCAAGGUCCAUUGUCGGAGUGAUUCCAUACCUGCCUUACAGCAAGCAAUGUAAGAUGAGGAAGCGAGGAUGCAUCGUCACCAAACUCCUAGCUAAAAUGAUGUGUAAAUCAGGUUUGACACAUAUCAUCACAAUGGACCUUCACCAAAAGGAAAUUCAAGGUUUCUAUGAGUGUCCCGUUGAUAAUUUGAGGGCAUCUCCCUUCUUAUUGCAGUACAUUCAAGAAAGUAUUCCAGAUUACCGAAAUUCGGUGAUAGUGGCUCGUAAUCCAGGGUCUGCUAAAAAGGCCACUUCAUACGCUGAGCGUUUACGAUUAGCCAUCGCUGUGAUUCAUGGUGAACAGAAGGAAGCUGAAAGUGACGAAGUAGAUGGGCGCUACUCACCUCCUUGCUUACCUAAUCGAUCUCGCACCAUGGAUGUGUCUGUGGGAGUUCCAGUACAUCCAGCUAAGGAGAAGCCGCCUAUCAAUGUGGUGGGUGAUGUGGGAGGCAGAAUAGCUAUUAUGGUGGACGACAUGAUUGAUGAUGUUCAGUCAUUUGUCGCCGCUGCGGAGGUGCUAAAAGAAUGUGGGGCGUAUAAAAUUUAUGUACUGGCAACCCAUGGGCUGCUCUCGUCUGAUGCGCCGCGACUUAUUGAAGACUCGCCCAUCGAUGAAGUCGUGGUCACCAACACGGUGCCGCACGAACUACAGAAGAUGCAGUGUAACAAGAUUAAAACCAUCGACAUAUCAGUGCUGCUCAGCGAGGCGAUCAGACGUAUCCACAACAAGGAGUCCAUGUCUUACCUGUUCAAAAAUGUAACCCUCGAAGAUUAGUCAUACCUGAUGUAGCUUUCCAUGUUUUAAUGUUAAGUAUUAAUUAAGUAUUAUAUUCCUAAUUGAGUUUUAUAGUCACUGUAUCCAUUGUAUUAUUAUUUUUAUAAAAUUGCCAUCAAAUGUUGAUAUUGCACUAGAAUGAAGUAUUCAAUUAAGUAUUAUAACAGUUCAUGGUUCAGUCGACUUUGGAGUAAAGGACGACGUGGAAUCGAUGUUUUUAAUUAUCGGGCGAAAUGCAAUAAUAUCGCUCGAUCUUAGAAAUUCGCAGUAAUACUGUGAAGUCUUGUAUUGUGCCUGGUUUACAGCAAUAAGCUCGCUAUUUAUAAAUGUCUUAACAAUAAAGAAGUAUCACAUAUUGAAUAUGUUAGCUUCUAUUUAGCCCUUCAAGUAAGAAAGGCGUGUUUACGUAUUAUUAUGUUUUCUUACUAGUGGUUAUAAAACUCUGAAUGGAAUGAUUAUAUAAUUCCUUGUUUUGUGUAUUCUAUUUGUUUAGGUUGCUUAUUAUAAUUGUUGAUUUCAAUCAACAUUUGAUGUUUAUUUGAAAUCUGAAACGAUUACUAUCCAUACCUCUUAUGGCAAGUGCAAAGAUGUUAUUAGAACACCUUCAGUCAGUCAGACUCACUAUUUGAUUUUGUAUUUAAUAUGUUACAAUGCAUUUCGUUUUGUUUGUAUUUACUGCAUUUGUUUGCUCACUUUGUAAACUAGUAGAACUAGUAUUGUUCCAUACCAAAAAUAAAAGGACACAAGGGAACAUUGUAAAAAAAGAAGAAAUUAUAAAAUGUAUCAUAGUUAUAAGAAGGCUUUGUUGUAUUAUGUGGAGGUAAUUUAGGUGUGUUAAGAAUUAAAUGUAUAUCAAUUAAUUACUAAACGUAUAGACAGUUUUUAUUUUAAUUUCUUUUUUGAGUCCUUUCUCAAUAACGAAGUGGUUUAUUAUUUUUUCCGUUAUUAAUCAUGAUCAGUCAGCUCCGUCCAGCGUACUAAGCAAUAUGUACUUGGGCAAAAGUUCCCCAAAGAAGUGGGUAUUGAAUUAAAGCUAAUAUCACUGUUUCAUGUCUCAUGUGAGUAAGUCAUAAUUGCUGUCUGUUAUUUCUGUUUUUGCCUUUUCACAUGCACUGGGUACCGGAUAACUGGCGACAAAUGUAUGUUAGAACGAGCUGGUACACGUGAAAGCGAUACACGGCUAUACACUUUCCUAUUGGUCAAUACCGGGUAUCCGGAUACCAGAGGGCCGUUUUUUACAUUGCCGCAUUUAUCGCUCUGAUUGGUUGGUCAAUUGGAGCUGGCAAAAGUGUUAAAGUAUUGAUCGCGUUAAAGUAAAACGAACUCUCACUACGGACUCAGACUACCCCUUAUCUACCAUACCAACCCUUGUUGGUCAAACUACUGAAAAAUUUAUUCAAUACAUUUUUAACUCUAUUGUUUUGUAAUACAGUCGAAAAUCUAUUGAAGAAACAACUGAUUGGGAGUAAAUUGAUUUGCUGGCUCAUAUCAUGAUAUUUUUAUUUUGCUUCGCCAGAACCAAUCUGAGAUUGACUGAAGAUCUAACAUUACUACCGAUUUCAUAUUUUAAAAUACAUUUUUAUCUUUUUAUAUCGAAAAAUAGGUAUACCUUACAUAUGUACCUUAUACAUAAAUAAUGUCACGAAGUCGCUUUACACAGCGUUUGUUGAUUAUGCAAUGUUUAUAACAGAAGAUAUCCUUCUGACUUUUACAUUUUAUAGAAAGAGUUAUAUAUUAUUACGAGUCUAUAUUUUUUCUUAAAAAUGUUGAUAGGGUAAUUAUAGCUUUCUUUUGAAUGACUAUUAGAUGAAUGUAUGUAGAAAUUUAUCUUUAUGUAUAAUGUGGCUAUCGAUAUGGCUUACGCGUCGCCAGUGCUAGGUAUUUAUACGUAAUGUAAUUAGUGUCACCUUUGUCUUUAUAAUCGGAAUGCUAUGAAAAUAAGGAAUACAUGUUUAAAUAACAUCCCUGAUACCUGAUCAUGGUCACAGACUGGCUAAAGUAACAUAUAUACGUCUCGAUAAAUAAAUACAUACAUAGACAUACCUACAAAUUAUUGUAAUACAUAAAUUAAUUGUAGAAUAUAUAAAUAAAUGAAAUUGUGGCAUA